This is a messenger RNA of Adineta ricciae, 4200 nucleotides long. The record is from the annotation of a GenBank genome assembly. NCBI's taxonomy places the organism in Eukaryota, Metazoa, Rotifera, Eurotatoria, Adinetida, Adinetidae.
AUGUCAGCAACAACAGCAUCGCUACGAAACCUAAAGCCCAAUUUAGUAACUGGGAAUAGUCUACAUAAUAUGACAGCAAAUGAAAAUGAAACAAAAUCAACUCGAUUCUAUUCGAAAAAACCUUCGAGCGCAAACAACAUUUCGCAAGAGUACGCAUCAACAAACGGUUCCAAUCAUCAUUUAAAGAAACGCAACGUCUUAUCUCAUCAUCGUUAUUUUCAAAAGUCUAUACCCGAAUGUCCUACACCGGCGAAUCCAGAUCAACAACAACAGAAUGGACACGAUUCAAAUCAACCGGUACGGAAGAUGUUGCCACAUUCUUCGUCGUCACCGAUUGUUUUUCAUGCAAUUGCACCCGCUCCGUUAUCGGAAGAUGUUGCUCAAGAACCAAAGGUAUCUUUGAAGAAGAGGAGGAGAAAAUCUCAUCAUGAACCGAUGUCUGACUCAAGUCGUCGCAUAGCAAAUGUUCUGGCACAUACUCGGAUAAAAACAAUGUCGAAUGUAGUAUCAAGCUGUUCAGAUGAAGAAGGAGAAUCCAGUAUUCAUCGCUCAUCGAAUCAAUCAUCAUCAUCGUCGUCGUCAUCGUCGUCGAUCGAUACGGACGCUGAUGAAUCCGAUCCUGAAACUAAUAAUGAUUCCAGUAAACAUAUAAACAAAUCUCGUCGUUUUCAAAAAACACGAAAAACUAGUUUUUCAUCAUUGAAUAACAAUCACACCCCGCCUGUAUCACGAACAAACGUACGUAAAGACGAUCACCAACCGCAACAUCAUCCUCGAUCGAGUUCCAACGACGAAGACAACACUGAAAUCAAUGGAAUUAAUGACGAAAUGAUCUUGAACAAUCGACGAGUGAAACUACUUUCGUUAAAAAAGCGUGAUCAUAUAACGACGACAACAACAACAGAUGACGAUACAAUCAGACACCAUCGAUAUCAUCCGUUAGAUAAUCUGGAAAACAGUGCGAAAGAUUUACCAUCAGAAUCGAAUGGAUCAUCACCAUUGACAACCAAUGUCGUCCCGAUCAAUCCGAGUGCAACGCGAAAAGGAACUCGUUUUCAAGUGAAAUCUGUACGAAAAUCUCAACAAAAUGUUCUGUUAGCAAAUGCUGCUGCAGCGAAAUCGUCGAACGACGAUGAUUGUUCAACAUCCAAACAACAACGAACAAAAGUGUCGUCAAAAAUAUUAUUAAGCGGACGUCUAAAUACGAAUACACCGACCACUGAUGGAGAAACUUCGACAACUAACACUGAUAAUCUUGCUAAUGGUACCGCGUCGACAUUAAAACCUGCUAAACAUAGUAGUAUGACGAACGGAAAUGGACAUCAUCGCGUUCGUUUCCAUGUAACACAACACAGAAAACAUGAAUCACCUGUUGAGGAAGAGAAAGUACCUGCUCCAAUAACGCCUUCACCGGCACCAGCGCCGCCAUCAUCAGCUGCAUCUGCACAAGGAGAAGAUGAAGAAGAAGAAGAAGCUGUUGCUAAAAGUCCUGAUAAUCGUUUUAUUAAAUAUGCAAAAGAAAUCGGUCGUGGUGCAUUCAAAACUGUCUAUCGUGGUUUAGAUACUGAAACAAGUGUUGCUGUUGCCUGGUGCGAAUUACAGGAAUUCGCACAAUUUGACCGACAUGAACGGGCACGUUUUAAAGAAGAGGCUGAGAUGUUAAAGAAACUGCAACAUCAAAAUAUCGUUCGUUUCUAUGACUUUUGGGAAGAAACAAAUCCUCGAACAAACAAGAAAGUGAUUAUACUUGUCACCGAAUUAAUGACAUCAGGUUCAUUAAAAGGGUAUAUUCGAAAUUUUAAAGGACAAAAAGAAGAAAAACGUAUUAAUGUGAUGAAAAAAUGGUGUCGACAAAUUCUCAAAGGACUCGCUUAUUUACACAGUCGAAAUCCUCCUGUUAUCCAUAGAGAUUUGAAAUGUGACAACGUGUUCAUAUCAAGCACAACCGGUUGUGUCAAAAUCGGUGACCUCGGCCUAGCAACAUUCAAAACUCAAACAUUUGCCAAAAGUAUGCGCGGCACAAUGGAAUUUAUGGCACCGGAAAUGUUCGAUGAAAAAUACGAUGAAUUAGUCGAUAUUUACUCGUUUGGCUUAUGUAUGCUAGAAAUGAUCACAGGUGAAUAUCCAUACAUUGAAUGCAAAGGACCAACUGCAGUUAUCAAACGUGUGACAGCUGGUUUAAAACCUGAUUGUUAUUAUAAAGUUGAGAGCGAGGAUGUUCGGGAAGUCAUCGAUUGUUGUAUACGAACGAAGAAAGAAGAACGAUUGUCGGUGCAGGAUUUACUACAACAUUCAUUCUUUCUUGAUGAUAAUGGCUUACGGAUCGAUUUAGUACGGGAUUCAUCGGAUGAUUCGGCUGUGGCAAUAAAGAGUGAUAUGAUUGAUUUGAAAUUGAAAAUUGUCGAUAAAACUAAACGGAAAGCUUUGUAUGCGGAGAAGAAAGUGACAACAACGGUUUUCGAAGCGAUACUGUUUCCAUAUAAUCUUCUCACUGAUACACCAGAACAAAUCGCUGAUGAGUUAAUUGGCAAAAACUAUAUUUUUGACGAAGACAAAAAGUUCGUUAUACAAUCAAUCAAAGAUCGUGUUCGAGCAUUGAAUUACGAACUUAUUGAUCGAAAGGCUGGUGUCUUCUCAGAAAAUGGAAAACCAACAAUCAAUCAAACACCACAACCGCCGGUUAUCAUGCAGCAACAGCAAACGACGCCAAUAAUUCCUGUAGCCCAACCACCUAAUUUUACGCAAGCACCUACUCUGGUCCAACAAACGCCUAUUGAACAACAGCAACCACCCGCACCACCUCAGCAGCAACAUAUAGUCAAGCCAGUUGUGCAAACUGAACCAACGCCAAUCGCUCAGGUGCCUGAACUUAGCCCGAGUGUACCAGGUUCAGCUGUCAGUCUCGAAGAACUAGAAGCAGCAUUGAAGAAAACGUUUACAAAAAAUAAUACUGUCAAUUCCAAUGCAGCUUCGAAUCCUGUGACUGAAACUAGUGAAGUCGCAGCACCUUUGAUCAAUCAAGAAGAUCCGUUGAUAGUAAAACCAAUAACCAAUACAAAUAUUCUUGAGCAGCAACCAAUUGAAGAGCCUACUGUACCAGUGACUACUGAACCUUUAUCAAAUAAUAUACAACCAUCAACAUCGACGAUAUUACAAUCUCAAUCUCAACCAACGACAAUGUUGACGAAUCAACAACAGCAGAUGCUUCAAAAUUCUCAUCUUCUAUCACAACCUUCUCAAAGUUAUUCGUUUUCAACCGUAUCUCCUCCUCCUCCUCCUCCUCAACAUUUGAUCGCUACUCCUAUACCUAAUGAUUCUAUUAAAUCAAUAGUAACACCUUCAACAACUUCAACACCUCCAACAACAGAAACGACUGAAAAUAAUCAUAUAUCGAUAUCACCGUCAACUACACCCUUAACUCUUCCACACACGAGCGAAGCUGUUCAACCUUCGAUUCCGUCAGAUACUCAGCCACAAGUAUCAGGUAGCCUACAACAACUCGAAGUUCUCCUGAUGAAUACAUUCAAAAAACCGAAUAAAGCGACUGGAACAGCACACAGCAGUGACGGAGAAGCAGCUACGACAAAUACUCAACCUAUAAACUCCGUUUCCACAUUAACAAACGAAGACAAAAAUGAAGUUGAGACCAUGUCUAUUGAUUCAUCAUCCUUACUCGCCGAGGAUAAAAAACGUCCAAUAAAUGAUGUAUCGAAUACAUCUACACAAUCAUCUCAACAAACAAUCAAACUUUCCCAACAGCUAUCCGAAUCCACACAUUUCGAUCCAUUAAUCUCAACUGAUAGUGGUAAUCUACAAGAAUUAGAAACUCUUUUGAAAAGUACAUUUCAAAAAGCGCCUCCCAACGAUGAAAUGCUCACAAUCUCUCCACAGGUCUCCACAAGCACUGACGACCUAACUGAGUUGAAAUCAUUGAUUAUGGACAUGAGUAGAAACUUAUUAACUAAAAUGAAUAUCAUCGAAACUAAAAUCGACGAACAUUGUACUCAAACACGAAAGAUCAAUCAUACGAUAACCAGCACAAUCUUACCAUCGUUAAUGGAUCUUACAGAUAUCAUUCAAGAAACAUCUGCGACAUCGAAUCUUGACGUUCGAGUGAAAAGCAAAUUAGAAAAUAUCCAAACACGUAUUCGCUCUACGCAGCAGCAACAAAAUGAUAUGAAAGAUCUAAUGGAUAUUUGA